AUGUGGUAUAUCUAUCCUGCAUUGACGAAAGAUUGGGCUCUUUUAUGGAUAACCCAGUUGAAGAAAGUUCUCGUCAUUUGUUCCCGCUAUAUAAAAAAACUCAAGAGUAGAAAUGUAUAUGGUUUGAAUGAAUUUAUUUACGGAGAUAUAUCUGUUAGAACUGAUGAGCUUUGCCCCAACUUCUGGAAGCGACACAAAACUUAUCAGUAUUUACUUAGGCAUGGGGAAAAGUGGAAGCCUGGGUUGAGUCUGUUAUGCAAGAACGUUCUUCUUCAUUUGGAAAUGAACGAGUUUUAUUCUUCAUUAAGGGAACUCGCAAUGAGUGGUCUUUGUCGCAAUGAUCCAGCUCUUCGCUCCACGCAACUUGCAGCAAUCUUAACAUUAUCCUUGAGAGUUUCUGAAGGGUCCGGAUUUAAUGAAAAAUCGAUGAAAUUAUUUCAAGUUAAUAUAAUGUCAAUUCCCGGACAAUUUCUUCAUUUCACAAACAUUUCACCACAGCGCCAGCAACUGGAGCACACUGGAGUAACAGGACUCCGAAAAGACCACGGCGAAAACCUCCAUACAUCACAUCAUGAUCACCAAUCACUAAUCAUCUUCAUUCCGUCAUAUUUUUGUUUUCUCUUACUCAUAGGUCUCAGUUUCAACGAGGAGUUUCUUCUACGACUAUUAAAGUUCUUGCAAGAAUUAGGCCGCGAUGGUGGACUGAGUUUGAUACUGAGUUUUGUUUCUUCGGAAUCUUCACAAAUGUUGACCUCCAUUCAAUCUUUGCUUAUUUUGUUUUGUGAUUGCUGUGGUCAUCUCAUUCCCAUUGUGGAUGACUAUGAAAUGUACGAGAAACAAAAGCCAUUCAGUUUGGAAGAUCUGACUGCUUUAUCAGGGUUUUUAAACACGCUGACUUAUAAACUACUGUGGAACAGACCCCGCGGAAAGAAAAAUUCUGAUGUGGUCAAUCAACUGGACAACACGGACCGUCUGCUGUCUUUGGUUUAUUCACUUCUGAUGUUAAUUUAUGACAGGGAUUCUCGUAGACGCUUCACGCCAAAGAAUCACUGGUUAAUCAAAGAACUGAAAAUUGGUUCCUUCAAAUCUGAGUUAACAGCAGGAAAGCCAAGAGCAAGUGAAGUUUUACAAAUGAUUCCUCACGUCGUACCCCAUAGAGAUGGUUUAGAUGAAGCUGGUAUAGAUCAAGACGGAGUGUUUAAGGAAUUUCUUGAGGAAGCAAUCAAGCAAGCUUUUAAUCCACAGCUCAAUUUGUUUAAGCUCACUCAAGAUCAACGACUUUAUCCAUCGCCAACAUCUUGCAUCCACGACAACCACCUUGCUUUGUUCGAGUUUGUCGGGAAAAUGUUGGGAAAAGCGGUCUAUGAGGUAGGUAUCGUCGUUGAUGUUCCCUUCGCCCCAUUCUUCCUCAGUCUGCUCUUGUCACGUCAGCACGGUGCUUUGUACAGUUCCAUCGACGAGCUUCCUUCGCUGGACCCUAAUCUGUAUAAGAAUCUGAACUAUGUCAAGAAUUACGACGGUGAUUUGACUGAUUUGGGGCUUACAUUUUCAUUUGAUGAAGAAUUUUUAGGAAAGAUCAUAACGCACGAUUUGAAGCCAGGUGGACGAACUAUGGACGUUACUGAUAAAAAUAAAAUAAGCUAUAUCCUGAUGGCCCACUACAAGAUGUGCGUCCAGUUAAGAGAUCAGAGCAGAGCGUUCUUUCAUGGCUUUCGAGAGUUCAUCCAACACAAUUGGCUCGGAAUGUUCUCGGGUCCCGAGUUGCAAAAACUGAUCUCUGGCGAUAGCACUACACUGGAUGUCUCUGAUUUACGAGCGAACACGACUUACUAUGGUGGCUACCACAACAAACAUCGUGUGAUAAAUUGGCUCUGGGAGAUCGUCGAAAAAGACUUCAACGAUUCCGAAAAGUCCGCAUUUUUGAAGUAUCUUUUGAUAUCCGCUUCUAAAGAUACCCAGUUUUACUAA
This is a messenger RNA of Dendronephthya gigantea, 1968 nucleotides long. RefSeq names its product ubiquitin-protein ligase E3B-like. NCBI's taxonomy places the organism in Eukaryota, Metazoa, Cnidaria, Anthozoa, Malacalcyonacea, Nephtheidae. The record is from RefSeq and is a predicted model, not a curated record. Gene Ontology annotation, molecular function: ubiquitin protein ligase activity. The coding region runs from base 1 to 1968 and encodes 655 amino acids. The transcript has 19 exons. Gene Ontology annotation, biological process: ubiquitin-dependent protein catabolic process; protein polyubiquitination.